UGUGGUUCCCAUCGACUGCUCCUUAUGUUCCCAGUGAUGAUUCCUUGUGUUCUCAUCGUUGGUUCCCAUCCGUUCCCCAGCGAGAUUCCAUGAAGGCGCUUUGUUAGAGAUGUUGUGGCUUCAGUCUUGUGCUCGUGUUUGCGGACAUCUGGUGCUUGUCGCAGCGCAAUUUCACGCGCUUUGCUCAAUCUGUGUGUGUGUGUGUGUGUGUGUGCGAGAGGGCUAAGGCUUUCGACGCAAGGUGGAGAGAGCGAGCGAGAGAGAGAGAGAGAGGAUUUUAAGGUGUGAAUCUUGAGGAAGAAGCGUUGCAGGUAUCCUGAUUGCGUGCCGUGACAGAACCUUUGCAUUUCAGAGGCGAGGGGAGAUUGGGAAUUGGCUACGAAGGGGCUGUAGAGGAUUUGUGAUUGGAUUCAGGAAGAGGGCUCUGGAUUUUCGUUGGACGUAUUUGAAGAUUCUAGGGUGAGAUGGGGAAUGGAGCAAGUAAGGAUGAGCAGCUGUAUCAAGCAGUUUUGAAUGGAAACACGAGUGCUGUUAAUGCACUACGACACGAUGGAGCGUCUUUGGAGUCUAUGGACAAAGAAGGCCGUACUCCUUUGAUGAUUGCAUGCACACGGGGCAACUUGUUUGACAUGGUGUUAACUCUACUCAAUUUAGGGGCUAAUAUUAAUGCCUACCAACCUGGAUCUCAUGGAGGCCAGCCACUACAUCAGGCUGCAAAGCUUGGCUUGGACAGAACUGUGUUUUUAUUAUUAUCACGUGGAGCGGAUCCACUUGCUGUAAACGAUGAUUCUUUGACGCCACUGGACUUAGCACGUAAUCGAGGUCAUCUCUCUGUCGUACGCAUGAUUGAGGAUCGUGUUGCUAUAUUUACUGGCAUGCUCCGAGAGCUUUCUGGACUUGGUUUUCUAGAAGCAAUUGCACCUCAAUGGGUCACUAAGAAGAUUUGGGCUGCGGUGGUACCAACAGGAUCCGAUACUAGAAAACCUCCUAAAUAUGAGCUGGUUAUUUACCUAUCUUUUAAGAAUCCCUUGCCACGCACUAUUAUUUCCCUUUCAAGGGCUGAGGUGGAGGAACCUAAGUUCAACAUGCCUGACCCCGUUCUAGUUCUGACAGAUAGGAACACAAGAACGAAGUAUAAAUUUUUGGCAGAAGCACCAGGUGACAAGGCACAGAUUGAGCGGUUGUUUUGGGCUUGCAAAGGCGUUGAGCAGACUCCUGGUAUUCCACCGCAAGCUGUUUUGCAAGGGAUGGCUGCAAUGAUUCGACCAGCAGCCCAGCAACACCAGUCACAACCACAUGUUACAACUCAAAGUCCUAAUUCUGGGAAGCUCAAGCAUCCCUCUGAGAGAACUAGUGAUGAAGCAUUGCGAAUGGGCAUCGAUGCGUCUCUACGCACUGCUGCAGCAGAAAGCAGCAAUCUUGGGGGUUGGGGUAACGAUGACAUUGCGUCGAGCUCAGAUUUCAAUGGUUGGGGUUCGUCUACAGAUGCUGGACCCAGCAGCGCGCCACGUCCCUCAGAAGAAGUUCCGGAGCCUGAGCGUGAGAGAAUGCCUGAACCUUUGAUAACGUCGAUUCCAGAAUAUCACCCAACUGAAACAUAUGAUUCUUCUUCUACCUCUUUGCCUGCGGUACCUUCAGCUCCAUCUCCAACUCCACCACAAGUACUCGACCAAGUUGCUUCAAUUUCUUACCCUCAAAUCGAUGCAUCACCAGUUGAGGUUGAUUACUUGGCUGAUGCUCAGCCGUCUCCGUCUGCUCCGCCCGUUGGCAAGACGACAGACGAGAAAGCUGGUCAAUGUGUGGUUUGCUGGGAUGCUCCAGCACAGGCUGUUUGCAUUCCGUGCGGCCAUUUGGCCGGGUGCAUGGAUUGUCUGUCCGAGAUUAAAGAAAAAGGUUGGGGCUGUCCUGUGUGCCGGACUGCCAUUCAGCAGGUGGUAAAGGUGUACACUGUUUGAAGGAGGCUUGUGGCGUAGCCUAUUGAUAUGCCUACUUUUAUUGCUCAAGGCAAUUGCCUCCUAAUUUUUAGUUCUCAGUAGUACAAGAUCUCGUGUCACGUAUCAUUAUUUGUAAGAAGCCUUGAUUCAGAGUAGGGUAGGUUAGUUUGACAAUCCCAUCGAAAGUCAUGUUUUGCUCCAAAGAAGUGCUUAAUUAGUUAAGAACCUCCAACAAUGUGCAUUUCUUAGAUCCAUCUGGAAAGCUCUUAAUUUUGUAGAUAGCUUUUAUCGAUCUAGACAAGCUUUCUCUCAUCAGGUAACAUUAAGCGAAUUUUUAUGUGCAACUAAUCAAAUUGAGGGAAGAAGAGAUCAAUUUUAAUUUCUGGUGUUCACAUUCACACAAUAAUGCAGUAUCAGAUUCGUCUUGAUCUUAA
Molecule: messenger RNA, 2368 nt
Organism: Physcomitrium patens
Lineage: Eukaryota; Viridiplantae; Streptophyta; Bryopsida; Funariales; Funariaceae
Product: putative E3 ubiquitin-protein ligase XBAT35
Molecular function (GO): protein binding
Source: RefSeq, a predicted model, not a curated record